This is a messenger RNA of Ostertagia ostertagi, 1002 nucleotides long. The record is from the annotation of a GenBank genome assembly. Lineage: Eukaryota; Metazoa; Nematoda; Chromadorea; Rhabditida; Trichostrongylidae.
AUGCCGCUCCACUUCUUUGAUGAAGCCAGCCGUCGCAGCAGGAAUGUGAUCUAUGUCCGCCACGAUCCGAGGGAGAACCUCUCGGAGAACCAAUCUCUGAUUCGUCAGAGAUUCCGGUUCAGCGACGAACAGCUGGACUGGAUCACAGACCUGCUUAGCCCAAUGCUGGGCAACGACGACCAACAACCAUGGGCGAUCAGCAAGAGGAUGCAGGUGUGCAUAGGUAUUCGUUACCUGUGCACUAAUGCAUUCCAAGUGGUCGUCGGCGACACCGCUGGUUGCUCUCCAGAGGAACGGUGUCCAACAUCGUCGAGCGCGUUGUCGAUGCUCUGGUCCAUCCAGACAUCGUACAACGCUUCAUCAAAUUUAAACCUGAGGACGAGCAGUGGUGCACAGCCCGAUCCAACGAAUGUCAUCGGAGCUGUGGAUGGCACUCUGGUCCGGUUAAGGACACCGGCUGUUGACGGGUUUCAGUACGUGAGCAGGAAAGGAACAUCUAGCCUCAACGUCUGCAUCAUUGCAGACGCUGUUGGCCGAAUCCUGUACGUCAACAGCGGGUCCCCAGGAUCGGUGCACGAUUCCCACCUUUGGCGUAACUCCUCACCUGCGGCGUUCUUCAGUAGUGGAGCCGCCGUCCCAGGUUAUCGCCUCCUUGGUGAUAAGGGGUACGCCAAUGGUGCUGGAAUAAUAACACCAUUCCGGCCCACUGCCGUCCAAGGCGAUGUGAGGAGAGCGCGGUAUAACCGCGAACAUCAACGCAUGCGAUCUAUCGUGGAAAUGACCAUCGGUCGCCUCAAAUCGCGGUUCGCCAUCCUCACAUCAGAAAUGAGAGUGGAGCCCCAGAAGGCGUCGAAGAUUGUAGUGGCUUGUGCGGUGCUGCACAAUAUCUCAUUGCGCUUCAACGUGUCGGCUGUGAGACAGCUUGGUAGCAGAAAAGCCACAAUGGCGCACCCACAUCCCAACGUCGACGACGUUCGAUCGUACAUUGUUGAGAGGAUUUAG